GAUUAGUCGGAAGGUGGGGUGUCAAGGUUUAUGGUGGCGCUGUCCCCACGGCCUCUCCUCAUUGUCCGUAUCAGCACCGGCAGCUGCCUCAGCUUUCACUAUCAUCUCCAGCAUGGCGUACAGUACCGAGCACAAGGCCCAGGCCAACACCUUGGAGUACAGGAUCUUCUUCAAGAACUGCAAUGGCCAAUACAUCUCUCCGUUCCAUGACAUACCCCUGUAUGCAGAUGAAGAAAAGAACAUUUUCAACAUGGUUGUGGAAGUACCAAGAUGGACCAAUGCAAAAAUGGAGAUUGCCACAAAAGACCCAAUGAAUCCCAUCAAGCAAGAUGUCAAGAAAGGCAAGCUACGUUACGUGGCUAACGUUUUUCCUCACAAAGGCUACAUCUGGAAUUAUGGGGCAAUUCCUCAGACAUGGGAGAACCCAGCUCAUAUUGAUGAGAACACAGGAUUUGGUGGCGAUAAUGAUCCAAUUGACGUUUGUGACAUCGGAAGCAAGGUUUGUGAAAGAGGAGAGGUAAUUAAGGUUAAAGUCCUUGGCACCCUGGCUUUGAUUGAUGAAGGAGAAACGGACUGGAAAAUCAUUGCAAUUAACGUUGAAGACUCAGAAGCUUCCCUCUACAAUGAUAUCGAAGAUGUCAGAAGACUGAAACCCAAUUAUCUAGAAUCCACCGUUGAUUGGUUUCAGAGGUACAAAGUUCCAGAUGGAAAGCCAGAGAAUCAGUUUGCCUUUAAUGGAGAGUUUAAAAAUAAGGACUUUGCAAUAGAAAUAAUCAAAAGUACGAACACUCAAUGGAAAGCACUUGUGACAAAGAAGGCAGACAGAGGAGAAAUUGAUUGUAUGAAUACAACAAUACAAGAAAGCGGUUUUGUCUGCAAGCAAGAUGUAGCUAAAGCCGUUGUGGAAGCUGCCCCUGCUAGUGGACCUGACAGCCCAAUCCCUGCAGACGUGGACAAGUGGUUCUAUUAUCAGAAGAACUAAUUAUAAAGUGAAAGAGACUGUCAGCAAUUGUUGCAUGUCGUCUGCCAGACAUUCGAAUCUGCAGGAUAUUGGUUGAAAAUCCAUAACAGAAAACGAUUUUAACUCUUGAGUGCUAAAUAGCUUACUAUGCCAUGCAUUGUGCUGAAGCAUCAAAUGGACGAAUAGCAUGAUAAUUGACCAAGACAACAAUCAUCUGAACUCUAACAACAACAAUCUAUGCUUUUAUUGAGACUUUGCAGGAUAAUUGGGCAGUGCAAACCUUUUUUUCUGUGCAACCGUAUUAUUGGUUUAUUUUAUUCUUUUUGUGACAGCAGAAUUGGCAUGCAAUAAAUGAUAAAAUGGCUAUUUAACAAACCAACUACUGUGUAGGAUCUCCCAUUACGAGAAGGAAAUAAAUUCUAGUUUUGUUGACAAA
This is a messenger RNA of Pelobates fuscus (common spadefoot toad), 1397 nucleotides long. RefSeq names its product inorganic pyrophosphatase 1 (gene PPA1). Gene Ontology annotation, cellular component: cytoplasm; extracellular exosome. Gene Ontology annotation, biological process: phosphate-containing compound metabolic process. The transcript has 11 exons. The record is from RefSeq and is a predicted model, not a curated record. The coding region runs from base 113 to 982 and encodes 289 amino acids. Gene Ontology annotation, molecular function: inorganic diphosphate phosphatase activity; magnesium ion binding. NCBI's taxonomy places the organism in Eukaryota, Metazoa, Chordata, Amphibia, Anura, Pelobatidae.